Miscanthus lutarioriparius is the source of this 2724-nucleotide messenger RNA. The record is from the annotation of a GenBank genome assembly. Lineage: Eukaryota; Viridiplantae; Streptophyta; Magnoliopsida; Poales; Poaceae.
AUGGAUUCCCCGAGGGGCCCCGCGAGCUUCGCGACGCAGGCCAACGCCCUCCUCCGAAAGAACCUCUGCGUCCAGAAACGGAACCUCAAGACAAACAUCGGCAUCACCAUCUUCCCUAUCCUCGUAUGCGUGCUUCUCAUCGUGCUCCAGAACGUCAUUAACAGCGAGCUCGACAAACCCAAGUACAAAUGCGGUUGCGUCUGCCUCGAGACCAGUGGAGAUGGAAGGUGUGCAAGGAAAGAGUGUGGCAUCCAGUACUCUACACUGGAUCAGGUCGGGAGCUGUCCGAUCCCCAGCCCGCCACGGUGGCCAGCCCUGAUUCAGAUCCCCCGUGCUGAUUUCCGGGCUGUAAGGACAUUCUCCCAACCGUUCAAUGAUUUGCCUGAUCCAUUUUGCCGUGACUCCAGGUCUUGCCCUGCAACUGUCCUUGUCACUGGGAAGGACAAAGCGGUUGCAGGAGCUAUAUCGAGAGGGCUGUUUCCUGUCCUUUCUCCGUCGUUGAAUGCAACAGAUUUACUGGAUCUCUUCACCAAGAUAGUUGCUGGCUCAGAUACACAGCCAUGGUACACACAGUUGCUAGAGCCUGCAUUUUUCUCUGGCCGUACUUUGUAUGUGAUCCAGCCUGAGUGCUUACCUGUCAUGUCACAGACCAUUACAUAUAAUACUGGGGACAUACCCUUUCAGCUCAAUAUACAGUGUGUUGAAGGUGUCCCGGUAUGGCGUGAAAGUGCAUCAAUUAUCAACCAUGAAUUUUUAAAGGGUUAUAGACAACGAGGAGGAGAAAUAAACGAAUUUAUUGCAGGUUAUGACUUCUUGGGCACAACACAGUAUGGCCUCGGUGUAAAUGUUUGGUACAACUCUACUUACAACGAUAACAAUGCAUAUUCAUUUAUCACAACAUUGCGGGUUCCACGCUUGGUGAAUGCAGUAUCCAAUGCUUAUCUCAAAUUUAUCAAAGGAACUGGGGUAGAAAUGCUACUUGAGUAUGUAAAAGAUAUGCCCAAAGUUGGGACAAGUUUUCAGUUGGAUCUGUCUUCUCUUCUCAGUGUGUUAUUCUUCACAUGGAUCAUCGAACUUCUUUUCCCAGUUAUGUUGACAUAUCUGGUGUAUGAGAAGCAGCAGAAGCUAAGGAUUAUGAUGAAAAUGCAUGGUCUGAAGGAUGGGCCUUACUGGCUUAUAUCUUAUUCUUAUUUCCUUGCUCUAUCAAUUGUCUAUAUGUUAUUCUUUAUGAUUUUUGGCUCCUUGAUAGGUCUCAAUUUUUUCAGAGUAAAUGAAUAUAGCAUACAAGUUGUUUUUUUCUUCGUCUGUAUAAAUUUGCAGAUUGCACUUGCAUUUUUUGUGGCAUCUUUCUUUUUGUCUGUCAAGAUGGCCACAGUGAUUGGCUACAUGUAUGUAUUUGGCUCUGGCUUACUUGGUGCAUUUCUUUUCCGUUUCUUUGUUGAGGACCAAACGUUUCCCUAUGGUUGGACAUUAGUCAUGGAGGUUGUCCCAGCAUUUUCCCUCUACCGGGGCCUAUAUGAACUUGGUCAAUAUGCAUUCUCGGGAAGCAGUAUGGGAGCCACUGGCGGUGGUGUCAGAAAAAACCCUUUUUUCUGCUUCAGAUGUUUACAGAAGAAACAUGAACCAUCAUUGCAUGAACCUAGCAAUGUCCAACAGGAUUCCAAAGUCAUUCUCGAUAUGGAGAAAUCUGAUGUUGCUCUAGAAAGAAAGCUAGUUGAGCAACUUUUGAUAGAUCCCAAUGCAAAGCAAGCUAUCAUCUGUGAUAACCUCAGGAAGGUUUAUCAUGGAAGGGAUGGAAACCCUGACAAGCUGGCUGUUCGAGGGCUAUCUCUUGUCCUUCAAAAGGGACAGUGCUUCGGAAUGCUUGGCCCAAAUGGAGCUGGGAAAACAUCUUUCAUUAAUAUGAUGAUUGGACUCAUUAAACCUACAUCUGGUACUGCUUAUGUCCACGGAAUGGAUAUAAAUAUGGAUAUGGGUAACAUAUAUACAAAUAUGGGAGUGUGCCCACAACACAACUUGCUUUGGGAAACACUGACUGGAAAAGAACAUCUUUUCUUUUAUGGCAGGUUGAAGAAUCUUAAAGGUGCUGCAUUAAUGAAGGCUGUUGACCGCUCUCUGAAGAGUGUAAAUCUAUCUCAUGGUAAUGUUGGCAAUAAGCAAGUGAAGAAAUACAGCGGAGGCAUGAAAAGAAGGCUCAGCGUGGCAAUCUCAUUGAUUGGGGACCCUAAAGUUGUCUUCAUGGAUGAGCCAAGCACAGGACUGGACCCAGCAUCAAGAAAUAACCUAUGGAAUGUUGUGAAGGAGGCCAAGAAAAACCGUGCAAUUAUUCUGACUACACACUCAAUGGAAGAGGCAGAGGUAUUGUGUGACAGGCUUGGCAUCUUUGUUGAUGGUGAUUUCCAAUGCCUUGGAAACCCUAAAGAGCUAAAGGCUAGAUAUGGGGGGACAUACAUAUUCACAGUGACAACACCCCCAGACCAAGAGAUGGAGGUUGAACAGCUAGUGCAUCAGUUCUCGCCCAGUGCAAACAAGAUCUACCAUCUAUCUGGAACUCAGAAGUUCGAGCUGCCGAAGCAAGAGGUGAAAAUAGCCCAUGUUUUUGACGUGGUCGAGAAAGCGAAGUGCCGGCUCACAAUACAUGCCUGGGGAUUGGUUGACACUACCUUAGAGGAUGUCUUCAUCAAGGUCGCCAGAGGAGCGCAAGUGUUCAACGAGUUCGCAUAG